Molecule: messenger RNA, 1615 nt
Organism: Oryza sativa Japonica Group (Japanese rice)
Lineage: Eukaryota; Viridiplantae; Streptophyta; Magnoliopsida; Poales; Poaceae
Source: RefSeq, a predicted model, not a curated record
CAGGUGAAGAGUUGCCCACCCAUCCCAUCCCUCCCAUGUGCCCUGCCGCCCGCUCGUGUUCGUCCGCGUCCUCGUCCUCGCCUCGUCGCCCGUGUCGCCCGCGCGCCCGCCCGCGCGCGCGCUCCCCGCCAAGAUUUCGCCACGCCACGCCACCACCUCCGCCUCCGCCUAUAACCUCGCCGCACGCGUGACGGGAGCGCAUCGCCCCCUUCCCUUCCCUUCCCUCCCCAUCCAGGCACGCAGGCGCGCGCGAGAGAGAGCGAUGGGAGCGGUGGUGGCCGCGGCAGCGGCGGAGAUGAGGCGCACUGGCCGCUGCGGCGGCGGCGGAGGCGGGGGCGGGGAGAAGAAGGGGGCGAAGGAGGAGGGGGUGGUGGUUGCGGCGGAGGCGGCCGCCGAGAGGGGGCGGCGGCUGCGGCUGGUGGGGUACGACGAGCUCCCGGACUUCCUGCGCGACAACGAGUUCAUCCGCGGCUACUACCGCGCCGAGUGGCCCCUCCGCGACGCCGCCCUCAGCGCCUUCUCCUGGCACAACGAGACCCUCAACGUCUGGACCCAUCUCGGUGGGUUCCUGCUCUUCCUGGCGCUCGCGCUCGCCGGAGCCGCCGGCGACGCCGCCGCCGACGUCGCGCCGGGGAUCAUCAGGUUUGUGGUAGGAUCAACCAAUGCUUCUUGGCAGACUAACGAUCAUUCGGGCGCGGCGAGCCAUGACGCCGCGGCGGCGGCAGCGGCGGCGGCGGUGCUGGGCGGCGGGCACGGCGUGCCGCGGUGGCCGCGGAUGGUGUUCCUGGUGGGCGCCAUGACGUGCCUGGCGAUCAGCGCGACGGCGCACCUGCUGGCGUGCCACUCCAGGCGCGCCAGCGUGGUGUUCUGGCAGCUCGACUACGCCGGCAUCUCCGCCAUGAUCGUCGCCUCCUUCGUCCCGCCGGUGUACUACGCCUUCCUGUGCCACCGCCCGGCGCGCGUCGCCUACCUCUCCGCCAUCUCGGCGCUGGGCGCGCUCGUCGUCGGCGCGCUGCUCUCGCCGCCCUGCUCGUCGCCGCGGUUCCGGCGUCUCCGCGCCGCGCUGUUCCUCGCCAUGGGGCUCUCCGGCGUCGUCCCGGCGCUGCACGCGCUGUGGCUCAACUGGGGCCACGCCGCCUGCUACCUGGCGCUCUCGCUCGAGGUCGCCAUGGGGCUCGCCUACGCCGCCGGCGCCUGGUUCUACGUCAGCCGCGUGCCGGAGAAGUGGCGCCCGGGCGUCUUCGACGUCGUCGGCCACAGCCACCAGAUCUUCCACGUGCUCGUGCUCGUCGGGGCCGUCACGCACUACGUCGCCGUCGACGUGCUGCUCAACUGGCGGGAGACGGUGGCCGCCGCGUGCAGCGCGACGUCGUAGGCGACUCUCCUCUCCUAGGCAUUUUGCUCAUUGCGUUUUGAUGAUUCAAACAAUAUUCAAAUUUAGAAGAAUGGAGCAGUGUUAGAUGAGAUUCAGGAUCAGGGUGUGUGACCUUGUGUCAUUCGAUCGAUCGAACAUCUAUAUGUGAUGAAUUGAGGACGAUGAAGAAAUUGAUUUACAGUACAAAAAAGGUCGUGCCUCCAAAUCCCGGUGAACUUUGGAAGUUUUGGUUUCCUUCAA